AAUAACUCACUUUCUCCCUCUCGCACCACUGGCGAACAUCGCUGCGGCUCUUUUUAAUGGAUGUCAGGCUACAAACUGAGGAUUAGGACCAGAUUCAGCAGAUUUGGACAUUUUAAAGCAGCGUGUGCAAAAAAGAAAAGCAGUCUCACAGAAGGGAAUAGCGACCUGUUGCAUGCUUUUAUCCUUCACACAAGAUGGAAGUAGCGCAGCGGGCCUGAUCGUCGAGUCAGACCGAGGAAGGGACACUCACUACUGGGGAGUGCCAGGCUCAGUGUGGUCCCCCGAGGGCCCCGUCCCCAUGGACCUGCGUGUGGGAGAGCGUCUGCUGCGGCCGGGCUCGGGUUCAGACACGGCCUUCCUGUCCCCGCUGCACCCUCAGCUGCUGAUCGGAUACAACACACAGCACUGUUCCCAGUACAGCCAGCAGCAGCUGCAGCGCAUACAGCAGUAUAACAUGGAGCAGCAUCUCCAAGACCAGGAGCAGGCCAAACAGCAGCUCCAGCAGCUCAAACACAAGGACAAGAGUCAGCAGAGUGCAGUGGCCAGUGCGCUGGUGAAGCAGAAGCUGGCUCAGGUGAUCCUGAAGAAGCAGAAGCAGCAGGCCGUGCUGGAGAGAACCAACUCCAACCCGCUGAGCAGCCCGUCUGUCGCCUACCGGUCAGAGAACACACUGAAGCACACAGGUCUCUGGAGUGUUUUGUUGAGCAUGCUGGCUUUUUGUUCGUGUUUUUCAGCCUCUGAGCCCAACCUGAAGGUGAAGCAUAAAUUAAAGAAGCACCUGAACACCCGCAAGAGUCCUCUGACCCGCAAGGAGAGCGCACCGCCCGCCGUUAAACACCGCACUCCUGAUGCACUCGAUUCGUCCCCCAGCAGCAGCAGUACUCCCGUGUCCGGCUGCAGCUCCCCGAAUGACAGUCUGCCCACUGAGAACGGGGCGUCCAGCAGCAGCAGCAGCCUGUCCCACGAGGUCUGGUGUAUGACUCCCAAAUGCUGAAGCACCAGUGCACAUGCGGAGACAACAGCAGUCACCCAGAGCAUGCUGGGAGAAUCCAGAGCAUCUGGUCCCGCCUGCAGGAGAGGGGCCUCAGGGGCCAGUGUGAGAGUAUUCGAGGGAGAAAAGCCACCCUAGAGGAGCUGCAGUCUGUGCACACGGAGAGACACGUCCUGCUGUACGGCACCAACCCGCUCAACAGACUCAAACUGGACAACCGCAAACUAGCCGGCAUUCUGUCACAGCGGAUGUUCGUCAUGCUGCCCUGCGGGGGAGUCGGGGUGGACAAUGACACCAUCUGGAAUGAGAUGCACACGUCCACAGCUUCCCGCAUGGCGGCCGGCAGCGUGACGGAGCUGGCCUUCAGAGUGGCUAAAGGAGAACUCAAGAAUGGCUUUGCUGUGGUCAGGCCACCGGGACAUCACGCAGACCCCUCAAACCCCAUGGGUUUCUGUUUCUUCAACUCGGUGGCGAUCGCUGCUAAACAGCUCCAGCAGAAGCUCAGCGCCAGUAAAAUCCUCAUCGUUGACUGGGAUGUUCAUCAUGGCAAUGGCACUCAGGAGAUCUUCUACAAUGACCCCAGCGUCCUCUACAUCUCUCUGCAUCGCUACGAUAACGGAAACUUCUUCCCCGGCAGUGGAGGACCAGCAGAGGUGGGUUCUGGUGCCGGCGAGGGCUUCAAUGUUAAUGUGGCGUGGACCGGUGGACUGGAGCCUCCCAUGGCGGAUGCGGAGUACCUGGCUGCCUUCAGGACGGUGGUGAUGCCCAUCGCUCAGGAGUUUUCCCCAGAUGUGGUUUUGGUCUCUUCAGGCUUCGACGCUGCAGAAGGACACCCGUCUCCUUUAGGAGGAUACAAAGUCACUGCCAAAUGUUUCGGCUUCAUGACUCGUCAGCUGAUGACGCUAGCAGGAGGACGUGUGGUUCUAGCGUUAGAGGGAGGUCACGACCUUACAGCCAUAUGUGACGCGUCUGAAGCCUGUGUCAGUGCUCUGCUGGGGCUGGAGGAGCCUCUUCCCGAGUCGACUCUUCUGCAGACGCCCAGCGCUAGCGGAGUGCUGUCCCUGCAGAGAGUGCUGCAGAUACACAGUCAGUAUUGGUCCUCCCUGAAGCCGCUGAUGGGCACGGUGGGCAUGUCCUUUCUGGGCGCUCAGAGGAAAGACUGUGAGGAAACAGACACGGUCAAUGCCAUGGCGUCUCUUUCAGUCGGAGUCCUG
Messenger RNA from Danio rerio (zebrafish), 2205 nucleotides. Lineage: Eukaryota; Metazoa; Chordata; Actinopteri; Cypriniformes; Danionidae. The record is from RefSeq and is a predicted model, not a curated record.